Molecule: messenger RNA, 1164 nt
Organism: Helobdella robusta
Lineage: Eukaryota; Metazoa; Annelida; Clitellata; Rhynchobdellida; Glossiphoniidae
Exons: 6
Coding region: 1-1164 (387 amino acids)
Source: RefSeq, a predicted model, not a curated record
AUGAUGUUGUUGUUAACAUUAGUAUUGGUGUUGUUGCUGCAAUUAUUAACAUUAUUGUUGGUGUUGUGGUCAUGGUCGUUGGCAUCUCUAACAUGGUUAACAUUGUUGUUGGUAGUAACAUGGUUGUUGUUGUUGCCCUGCGUCAGACAUCUUUGGAGGGAUCCAGACGAGGCCGUAGCCACCUCUGUCUCCGACCUUCUAUCCAAUCCGAAUACUAUUUUAAUGGGUGACCUGAAUGCUCACGACUCCAACAUUCAGGACGCGCGAGGUGAAGCACUGGCAGUCGAGAUCGAUGACUCUGAUUGCGGUUCGUUAAAUCUUGAUUCUCCGACCCGUCUCCCCAACAACAGCCAGCCAACUUCUCCUGAUGUCUCGAUAGCAUCAGAUUCCCUGAUAUCUUCUAUGGACUGGCGCUCAAACCUGGGAGGCAGAGCCGCCCAGGGUUCGUUCCAGUUAGUCGUUUGUAAAGUGAACCUGAGUGGCAAGCUUGCAAAGAAGAAGGAGGUAUUCGUAAGUAAGUGUAGAGUUUGGAAAUUGAAGGAGGAGGAGCCACGUCGUGUCUUUCAGGAAAAGAUUCAAGAAAAAGCAGAUUUGAGAAGCGAUAGAUAUGUGGAAAGCAUAACUAAGGACCAGCCGAGACACAGAGAAUCAUGGUGGUGGAGCGAGGAGGUUGGGAAGAUUAUAGAGGCAAAGAGAAAGUUGUAUAGGAUAUGGAAGAAGACCAAGAAGGAGGAGGACAGGAUCUUGUAUUGCUCAGUUAAGCGAGGGGCAAAAAGACCAGUUUACAUGGCUCAGUCGGAGGAGCAAAAGAAAUGUUUUGGUGUAAGCUGUGUCAAAUGGUCGGAUGGUAAACUACUCACGGCUAAAGAUAAUGUGAAAGAGAGGUGGAAAGUUUAUUUUGAAAAGCUGUUAAAUGAAGAGUUUGAAUGGGAUAAGGAUGGUUUGCCUAUGGUGAAUAUGGUGAGUGGUCCUCUAGAGGUUAUAACCUACAGUGAUGUGAAGUUUGCUAUUUCCAAGGCCAUGUCAGGAAAGGCUGCUUGUUCAUCAGUUCUGGUAGUGGAGAUGCUAAGAGCUUCAGGGAAUGUAGGUGUCCAGUGGGCAACAGAUCUUUGUAACGCAAUAGUUCGCGAAGGCAAAGUUCCUAAUGUUUGGAAGAAAAGCUAG